Pichia kudriavzevii is the source of this 1836-nucleotide messenger RNA. RefSeq lists its product as uncharacterized. The transcript has a single exon. The coding region runs from base 1 to 1836 and encodes 611 amino acids. Lineage: Eukaryota; Fungi; Ascomycota; Pichiomycetes; Pichiales; Pichiaceae. The record is from RefSeq and is a predicted model, not a curated record.
AUGUUGGCCAAAGUUCGUCACCUGUCUCGUGUUGAUUGUUCAUAUACAUCUUGUAUGCGUUCCUUUUCCACUUUGCAGGAUCUUCCAAAAACUUCACCUUUCACUACGUUUCUGAAACCUGAUGAAGAUUUACCAACAAGGGAAGGCGUCUCCGAGAAAUUAUCGAAAACACCAAGGCAGCUCAAGUCGGGAUUUUUCACCUACACUUACCCGACCCAACGUAAAUCUUACCAAUUCUUGAGUGCUUCACCAAAUGCCCUAAAGGACUUGGGUUUAGAUCAAUCUAAGGAACCACAAUCUCAAUACUUCAGGGAUAUUGUAUCUGGAAAGACAACUUACACAUCUGAGAAUGUGCACCCAUUUGCAAUGGCAUAUGCAGGAUUCCAGUUUGGGAGUUUUGCAGGACAGCUCGGGGAUGGGCGGGUUAUCAAUUUAUUUACUGUCCCGGAUGUUCAUGGUGGUAGUUAUGAAAUACAAUUAAAGGGAGCAGGUAAAACCCCGUAUUCGAGAUUUGCCGACGGUAAUGCAGUAUUACGUUCAUCAAUUAGAGAAUACGUCAUUUCGGAGUAUUUACACGCUAUCGGUAUUCCAUCUACAAGAUCCUUGGCCAUUACUGCAUAUCCCGAAAAUAAGGCACAAAGAGAAGGUGUGGAAAUGUGUGCUGUUGUAGCUAGAAUGUCACCUACGUGGAUCAGAAUUGGUCAUUUUGAUUAUUGCAGACUGAAAGGCGACAGGGAUGGACUCUUCCAAUUAUGUGAGUAUAUUAAUACGGAAGUACUACAGGGAGAGUAUACUAAGGAGUUGCACGAGUUCAUGGAGAAUGAUCAAAAACUAAAGGAUUUUGGUGACUUGACAAAAUUUGACAAAUUGUUCCUAGAUAUAAUUAUACGAAACUCUAAAUCUGUUGCAUACUGGCAUGCAUAUGGAUUUCUAAAUGGGGUUUUGAAUACUGAUAACACCUCAAUUCUUGGAUUAGCUAUUGACUUUGGACCAUUUGCAAUAAUGGACAAAUUUGAUCCAAACUAUACUUCAAACAGUGAAGAUCAUGAAAGGAGAUACUCUUUUAGAAAUACACCAUCAGCUAUAUGGUUCAAUAUGGUGAAGCUAGCCGAGUCUAUGGCUGAGGUAUUGGGUGCUGGUCCAGGGCUGAUCGAUGAUAAGAAUUUCAAAGAAAAUGGGUAUCCUGAUGAUCCAAGUAUCGAUGCUGCAAUGACACGUGUCAAUUCUUUAAUUAGAAUUGCUGGCGAUAUCUUUGAGAAGGUGUUUAUUGAAGACUACUUAAAGCUAAUCUGUGCUAGGUUGGGGAUUACACCAAGGGAGAGAGAUAAUGGUGAAAUUCUGUCACUCUUGUUUGAGACCUUACAGGUAACAAAGCUGGAAUAUAACAAGUUCUACCUUAUUUUGCAAGAGCUAAGACUAAGAGAUCAGGACUUUGAUAUUGAUGAAGCAUGCAAAAAGUUCAUUCCAACUACAUGUUCUGAAGAGGACAGGGUUUUCAUCAUGAAGGAAAUUAAGUCGUUCCUUACUGUAUUCCGAGCACGGGUCGAGGAAGAACUGUUAACUGACGAGAUUCGAUUGCAAAGAGCGUCACCACAUAACCCAAGGUUCGUUCCAAAGAAUUGGAUUCUUCAAGACAUCAUUAACUAUACAACAGAGAAGUUAAAGGAAGGUGUACCUGAAGAAGAAUGCAGUGCAUACUUAAACAAGAUAAUGAAAAUGACCAGCAAUCCAUUUAACGAGUCUGAAUGGGGUAGCGAGUUAAAAGACGUUGAAGAAAAAUGGUUAUCUGAUGUGGACGAUUCCAAACUGAUGACUUCGUGUAGCUGCUCAUCAUGA